Papilio polytes (common Mormon) is the source of this 3532-nucleotide messenger RNA. It is a transcript of the gene Chsy, whose product is annotated as chondroitin sulfate synthase 1. Gene Ontology annotation, molecular function: glucuronosyl-N-acetylgalactosaminyl-proteoglycan 4-beta-N-acetylgalactosaminyltransferase activity. The transcript has 4 exons. The coding region runs from base 1 to 1539 and encodes 512 amino acids. Gene Ontology annotation, cellular component: Golgi cisterna membrane. NCBI's taxonomy places the organism in Eukaryota, Metazoa, Arthropoda, Insecta, Lepidoptera, Papilionidae. The record is from RefSeq and is a predicted model, not a curated record.
AUGCAGACAAUCCUGCACCACAACGGCAGCGGUUCAGCGGCGUACACCAGCACGCUGAAGCGACGUGAAGUGCACCGCGCUAUCACGCUGCAUCCUGUCAAAGAUCAUCGACAAAUGUACAGACUGCACACUUAUUUCAAGAACCUUCGUGUCCAGGAGUUGAAAGAGCGUUCGUUGGACCUGCAUAGGGACAUCGCCGCGUCCGUGCAAGAGCUGGGUGUGGAAGUCGACAAGGUAGAGAACUAUGUGCUGCCGGGCGGGGAGCCUCUCUUCCCGCAUAAGAUGGGAGAGGACGGGUAUUUAGGAAACAAUAGGAUAUUAGCCGCACGGGAACAGCUUGUAUACAAUGUCACAGAACACUCAUAUCUUAGUAAACGUCUUUUAGUUAAAAUCUUUUAUGCUUUGGCAUUUCUUUUGUACCUCCUUCAUGAAUACACGAAAGCUGAACUGUUCCCAAAGUUUAACUUUUAUGACUGCAUAAUUUCAGGUACGGAGAUAAGAGAGUUACCGAUCGGCGAGCCUCCUCCCCCCGAGGAGCCGUCCAUCCUGGAGCAGGUGGAGGGCGUGGAGUACGAGGACUUCGACGAGCCGAGCCAGCAGCAGGGCUUCCUGGAGCGGCUGGGCGUGCGCGGCGCGCUGGAGAGCGGCCUCAUGCGCAUACACAGCAACCUGCCCAAGGUGCUGCAGUGGAAUGAUGACGAGCUCGAGUACCCGCUUUAUGACAGACGCAUUAACUUCAUCAUGCCGCUCUCCGGCAGACAGGAAACCUUCGGUAGAUUCAUGAAGAAUUACGAGGAUAUCGUACUCAAAACUGAUCAGGUGGUGUCUUUAAUUAUAGUGCUGUAUCUAGAUAGUAAAAACCCAGUGGAUUACGUGAACGCACAGUCUCUAGUCAAGUAUUACACGGAUAUGUACAGCAAAGAUAUAAGAAUAAUACAAAUGGGUUCGACAACUUUCUCGAGAGGCGCCGCUCUAACUGAGGGGCUGAAGCUGUGCCAGGAUGAUGACCUGAUCUUCUUUAUCGACGUGGAUAUGAUGUUCAACCAUCUAUCGCUGAGGAGAAUUAGAAUAAAUACGAUAAAGUACACACAAGUGUACUUCCCCAUUGUAUUCAGUGAGUUCAACCCAGACGUGGUGAACGGUGAAGAUUAUAAUAAAUUUAAAGACGAAAUAUUAAUCGCGGACGAUGAUAUUGGGAAGUUCGUUGAAGAAGAAGAAGAAGAGGAACCUAAGACUGAACGAGAGCUCGCAGACUUGAAGUACAGCACGGAGAUAAACGACGACAAUGGAUACUUCAGACAGUACGGUUUCGGUAUCUUAGGCUUGUUUCAUUCUGUGGAUUGUGAUAAGAAUUUGGAGAAGAGUCAGUUCCUUAUGUGCUUGGGUACGAAGGCGUCUACGUACGGCAGCGACAAGCACAUGGCGUACUACAUGCUGAACCAUCAGGAGGUGCUGUGGCCGCAGGAACAGAAUAAUAAUGAACAAACGAACGAAGGCGACGUAGAUAAAAAAGAAGUUAAAGAAAAAGGUGCUAGCUAAUACAGGGUUAUAUCGCCAGUCUUAAAAUUCGGAACAAAGAGUAUGUAUCGUAUCAAUUCGGAAAAAGUGAGGUUAUGUUUUUUGUUGUUCCACAGACUAUAAUGUUAUAGAACAGACAAUAGAUAGCAAAGUUCUUUAUUUUUUUAAUUGGUCAUGAACAAAUAUGUUUUAAUUUAGGCUGUAUGAUUUUUUUACGCUUUUAUUUUAAAUACUUCGAUUAACAAUGAGCCACAAUGACAGUGUAUGUAAGAAAGAGAUCGUGUGAGGUAAUUUUACUUUAUUGUACUAAUGUAAAUAAAAAUAUUUUCAUUGUUGUAUGAGUUAGUUUUAGAAAUGGAAUUACUAUUUUCCUUGGAUUUUUUAAUCGAAGUAUUUACAACGUUUGUACAGGCGUAGUUUUUUUAGUUACCUAACAAUGACAUAUAGAAAUUAGUUUUAUGGUGUGUUUGUAUUAUUUUCGCUUUGAGCUGUACAGUUUUGUUUGCAUUAUUAAUUUAUUGUCAUACGUAGAUAAAAGUGAGAUGUCGAAAAUCCAUAUUUUUAGAUGCAUUUAGAACUUAGGUAAUAUAGAAUAAUAAUUAAAUGUUCCUAAGAAUCAGACUAUUAAUUACUAAAAAUACUUGAGGGGAUACAGUUAGCAUUUUAAUAUUGUUUUAAUAGAAAUCUUUAAGAAUCCUAUUAGAACAUAGGAUUUGAUGAAAGUUUUGUGCCAAACAAAAUGACCUCGUUAAUGAUAAGAGAUAUUGAAAAUAUUUCAAUGCACAGCAAUACAGAAAUUGAAUUUUUCUAAUUCAUAAAAAAAAUCUGUUAUAAAAUAAUUUAAAAUGUACUAAAAAACAUGUCUACCGUAUUAAAAUUUAAAUCAAAGUAUGCAAAGCGUACUAAUCAGUUUCUUAUCUAAUAAACACGAUAGUUCUUUGUCGUAAUAACAUCUCUUUCACACUUUUUAAUCUAUGAUUUUUCCCCCGCUCUGAUGUGUCUGCUUCUCACCACAUACUCUUUGCCACUUAUCUUUUUUUAGGAAGAUACUAUCAAAAGCAAUACAGCAUUAACAAAAUUGUCUCCUUUUACUGUCUUUUUUCUUAAUAUACUGGUAUGUUUUUUUUUUUAAAGAAAUCGACGAAAAUACUCAAACCCUGAACGGUUGUGAAAUAAAUUUGUAUAACAGCUAUAGUUUUACAGAAAUGUAUAUAAAGGCAAUAAUUACUUAUUAAUGAAAAGUGAAUAAUUUAUUAUUAAACAAUGUCCAUUUGUGGCUGCUAACUCGUAAAAUAUAGAUAUUUUAUAAUAACUGUAGAACCAUUUAAUGUAAAAUUUUUAAAAUAAUUUAUUUUACACAAAGGUCCAUGCUUUCUAUUUGAAUACAUUUAAUAUUUCUCUGCCUUUCCAAUUCUAUUCUAUUAUAAUUGCUCAAUAAUUGUUAAAGUACUAACUUUUACCUCGCAAAUAUGAUACUUCCUCAGAUUUAUUGCUAAAUUCUAAUGUAUUCACUUUGUAUUUCUGUUUCUGUUUACAAAAGGGAAGGACAGAGAUGACAAUAUUUGUACCGAGUGUUUCGGCACUGUUCAGUGAUCUGUAUAAAUGGACCAUCAUUACAAACUGCGACGUCACCGGCAGAUGGCGAAAAUCAAAUAGACACUUACCAUUUGUUAUCUGUCCAUUUACACAGGUUAAAGGCACUUGAAGUAAUAAAAUCCUCAAGAUAUUUUGUUUUCGACUGUACUCGAUAUCAUUUUAGAGUUUUUAGUUUUAAUUUGAAUUCAGUUGUUUUUUGAGUAAAUAUUUUACAUGUGCGCUUUUAUGUUUGUGAAUUAAAUUAAUUCGUGUAUUUCGUGAUAUUUAGCUAUUUUUAUACGUUGUAAUUUCAUCAUUCCUUUUGCAGUUAUGGAUAAUUUUAUAUCUCGUAAUUUGUAUUGUGUGAUCAAGGAAGCAUAAUAAUUUUAAUUAAAAGAUUACUUUCAAUAUCAUUUUAAAAAUGUUUCAUAAGUUUUUU